Molecule: messenger RNA, 1539 nt
Organism: Hippocampus comes (tiger tail seahorse)
Lineage: Eukaryota; Metazoa; Chordata; Actinopteri; Syngnathiformes; Syngnathidae
Gene: lgals3a
Product: lectin, galactoside binding soluble 3a
Exons: 6
Coding region: 176-1306 (376 amino acids)
Biological process (GO): negative regulation of extrinsic apoptotic signaling pathway; macrophage chemotaxis; positive regulation of calcium ion import
Cellular component (GO): nucleus; cytoplasm; immunological synapse
Molecular function (GO): IgE binding; laminin binding; disaccharide binding
Source: RefSeq, a predicted model, not a curated record
CGCGCCUGCACUUCCUCUUUUAAGAGUUGUGGCAGGCAGGCAAGCAGGCAGCUGCGGCAGCUUGUAGUUAGCUAACUUAGCUAAAGGAGGCUAAAUUGGCUGGCUAACUGGCCUUCGCUCCUGGACGACAAGCGACCCACUUUCACUUCUGAAGACUGCACCACCCGACCAGGUCAUGUCGGAUUUCUCGCUAACAGACGCUUUGGGAGACAGUACCCCAAGCCAGGCCAAACCACAAGGCAACACCAAUCCGACAGCACCAGCAAACAACCCUCCGCCUCCUUCCAACCCCGGAUGGCCCUCGUCCGCCCCCGGAGCUCCAACUCAGCCCUCAGCCCCUUCCGGUUUCUCCAGUGGCACCGGCCCCGGGGCGCCGGGUCAGUUUCCCUUCCCCUCUGGCCCCGGAGCGCCGGGUCACUACCCGGGGCCUCCUACGGCGCCGGGUGGAUUCCCUUCGAAUCCCGGGAUGCCUGGACAAUAUCCUCCGGCGCCAGGGGCUCCGGGGCAGUACCCUGCCAGCCCUGGGGCGCCCGGUCAGUUCCCAGGGCACUACCCGCCUGAAGGAGCACCCGGUCAAUUACCCGGUGGGCCCGUUCCAUACCCAGCUGGACCUUUCCCCUCCGGUCCCGGCGCUCCUCCCGGGUCUUAUCCCAACAUGCCUCUCCCGGGUAACUACCCACCAGGGGGUAACGGCAUGUACGGCCCAGGAGGUCCGGGCAGUUUCCCCCCUUCUGCAGGCCCAGGUGCUUUCCCGGCAUUCCCCCCUGGUGGAGGCUUUCCCCCUAUUCCCGCUGGCUCUUGGGGACCUGGCGGUGGAGGUUUCCCACCGGCACCGGGCCCCUUCGGUCCCGGUCCAGGCCCAAUGGGUCCUUACGACAACCCUGCAGCUCCAGGAGGCAUGCUGAUGGUGCCAUAUGAUCUCCCACUCCAUGCCGGCCUAAUGCCACGUCUCGUCAUCACCAUCGUCGGGGAGCCGGUUCCUGGAGCCAGCAGGUUCCACGUGGACUUCAUGAAGGGCUCAGACGUGAUCUUUCACUUCAACCCUCGCUUCCACGAGCAGACCAUCGUCAGAAAUUCCAGCAUUGGAGGCUGUUGGGGGCCUGAGGAAAGGGGCGGAGUUUUCCCCUUUGUUCAAGGCCAACGCUUUGAGCUGAAGAUCCUGGUCGAGGAGGACGUGUUCAAAGUGGCCGUCGACGGCACCCACCUGCUGGAGUACGAGCACCGCGUGGGCGGCCUGGAGGACGUCACCCUGCUGCGGGUGACGGGCGACGUGGCGCUCUAUAGCGUGGCGCCCAACAUGAUCUGAACGCCACUCACUAGAAGGACGAACUGAAUUUGAACGAGGGGGGAAAAAAAAAAAUACAAAAAACCCUGAGAUAUCCUGCGCGCGUCGCACGCCUUUGGAAUUUGACACACACUCAUUUAGCAGACGCUAUUCUUUUGAAAUAUAAUUUAUCUCAGUAGAAAGCAUAAAAAUAAUGCUUUGCUGUAUACUGACGUUAGAACUGCACUUGUAACAUAAUAGUAUCUAAGGGAGGG